Cotesia glomerata is the source of this 2037-nucleotide messenger RNA. It is a transcript of the gene exu, whose product is annotated as maternal protein exuperantia-like. The coding region runs from base 16 to 1449 and encodes 477 amino acids. The transcript is spliced from 5 exons. The record is from RefSeq and is a predicted model, not a curated record. Gene Ontology annotation, biological process: bicoid mRNA localization. Gene Ontology annotation, molecular function: protein homodimerization activity; RNA binding. Lineage: Eukaryota; Metazoa; Arthropoda; Insecta; Hymenoptera; Braconidae.
AAUUUGAUAAGUAAAAUGUUUAUUGCACAAACUCUGACACCCGAUGGAUUAUGGGUAAUGAAAAUAAGUAUUGAAUUUUACGUGUUUGGAUACUCGGUAUACGAUAUACGAGCUGGUAUUUGUAUAGUAUCAGAGUCGAAAGUUUAUUUGCGAAGAAAGAUGGUGGUUUCAUCAUCAACAGUAUCAUCAACAACCGAAAACGAGACUUCGGCGCCGCGCAAACCGGCGCUUUCGCACGAGGGUAGAGGAAUUUCGCCGGGAAACUACCGGCUUGUUGGAUGGGAUUUGGACACGACUGGAAAAAAAUUAAUUGAUGAGAUUUGUCAGUUUGCUGGGUACACUACCAGCUCUUCAUUCACUCAGUAUGUAAUGCCUUACAAGAACAUUUCACCACCGGCACGUAAAAGACACAAUUUAAAAAUUGUUAAUGUUGGCAAAUACCGAAUUUUAAAGAAUCUUAACACACACAAGGCACUGAAAACAAAAAGUGAAAUUUCAGCAUUGACAGAUUUUUUGGAAUGGUUAGAAAAAAUCCAAGGAGACGCUAAAGAUGGUGUUAUUCUAGUCCACCACGAGCCACGUAAAUUUAUUCCCUCACUUGUUUUGUCUUCAUUGAUAAAGUUCAAGCUGCUUGAACGAUUCAAGAAGACUGUCAAAGGAUUUCUCAACGGGUAUGACGUUGCCAGUUGUAAAUGUGCCAGUACAUUGCAGUCUUUUUCGCUGAGAACCUUGUCUCAAAAGCUGCUGAAUCAGGAAGACAACCAACUGGAUAAUGCAGCAAAUCGUGCUCGACUUUCAUUACAAAUAAUUCAGCAUUUAAGUAACGGGGAAGAAAACACGCCGACUAGCGAUGGCAAAGGAGACAGUGAUGCUGCUUCAAAAGCAACCGUUGAAUUUAUACGUGAAUUCGUGACAUCAGUUGAGACUGAGGAAAACGAGUAUGAAGUACUAAAGCAAGUAUUGGAGCGUCAAUUCACUUUGAAGCCGAUUUUCAAACCUCUAAUGACAGCAAGUCGUCGUGAACGGCAACACGUGACUCCACUUCGUCGAUUACUUGCUGAAGCCGAGAUUGAUUAUGAACAAUUAAAGAAAGUAUGGGAAAGUGAUAAAAUGAACUCAGUGGAGGAACUGAUCAAAAAGAAACUCGCAAAAGCAACAGACAAAGAAAAAUUGGACCUUUUGGUGAUCCUGGAGGGUCACUUUGAUCCAGAAAAAGAGCCAAAAAUCAAAGUUGAAGUACCGGAGGUUAAAAAGAAGAGAAAUUCGUCGAAAAAGCCACGUAACAAGGAUAACGAAAAUGAAAACGAAAAGGACAAGGAUAUUAAUAAGAGUGUCUCGGAGACAGAGAGUCCAGACACAACGACGAUGCUCACCCCGGAAAAAAUAAAGACUGAGUCCUCAUCCGAUGCUACCGAAAAUGAAGAAGCUACUUCUCCAAAGAAAAACUAAUUAAUACAAGUUUCGCUAAUUACUUGUAUUAAUAUAGAUGUGCCUUACUAGCAGUUAAGAGAUAGUACUAUCAUUUAUUUUUACAUCAGCUCGCGAAAUACUCCGAGAUAAGUUUAAAAGAACAGAAUAAUGCUCAUGAUAAAUAUUAAUUUAGUUGAUACUCAAGCAACGAGUUAUUUAGUUUUCGCACAAAGACUUUAUCUAUUAUUUAAAAAGUUAUUUUUUGCUUAACAUUAUUCAAAGUUUAUUUUUUUUUUGUUACCACUUCGUACUAAUUAUGAUAAAUAAUUAAAAACCAAUUAACUUAUUGGUUAAUUGUAAGUUUAGUGAUCAAAAAAGUAUUGAUACGUAUUAAAAAGUACUUAAUUUGUUUUUCACGCAUUUAUUUAAUGAUUAAAUAAAUAAGAAUACGGGUAUGACGAUUCAAAUUAAAUAGAUAAUGAUAAGGAUUGUAAUGGGAAGAGAUAUUAUUUUGAUUAAUAGGUGUUAUUAUUAAAUACUAAUACCUGGCGAUGAUAAAUAUCUAGCUAUGUGUUGGAUCUCAUUGUAUUAACGAAUUUAUUAAUAUAAUAAAUCAUUGAUUGAAAA